Molecule: messenger RNA, 2099 nt
Organism: Linum trigynum
Lineage: Eukaryota; Viridiplantae; Streptophyta; Magnoliopsida; Malpighiales; Linaceae
Source: the annotation of a GenBank genome assembly
AUAUCAAUAAUAAACCCAAACACGAAUUUACAUAAAACUUAUUUGAAAAAAAAAGGGUUAAUUGCAUGGUUGGUCACUGAGAUUACAAAAAACGUUUAUGUUUGGUCACUCGAAAUAUUUAAAUCCAUUUUUGGUCAUUAACUUUACAAAACCCGUUCAUUUAUGGUCACUCUCCGUUAGCCGCCGCCCAACGUCGUUAACGGCGUCCGUUAAGUGAUGACGUGGCUGACGGAUUCACCUAAUCAGCACCUUUUAACCCUAAAAUUGACUGACCCCACCCGCCAUGUCAUUUAAACCCUCCAUGUCAGCUAAACCUAACCAAACCAGACCAGACCCAACCCACCAACCCAUCUAUCUUAAUGAAAACAGAGCAUCUACUCGUCGGCGGCAGCAUGUUGUGGAUGUUGGGCAUCACGCCGCUGUUAGCGAUGGUGACGGAUCACUCCUUCUCUUAAAAAUAAAACAAAAAAUUGAUGAAGACCGAAUCACUCCUUCUCUGCUUAAUUUCCAACUCUCCUUUCCUCCAUCGGGCGGAGGUUUUCUGUGUUCGAGGCGAAAUCGUAGGGUUUUGGGAGACCGAAUCGCACCCAAAAUUCCAAAUUCUCGAAUCCCCAUCUCAACUUCUCCGAUGGUCGGAAGAGGAAAAGCGUUUGGCUCCGUCAAGGACAAGAAGAGCACCACCAGGAGCACCAAAGUCGGCCUGCAGUUCCCCGUCGGCCGCGUCGCUUGCUUCUGGAAGACCGACAAGUACGCUGAGCGCGUUGGUGCCGGAGCUCCCGUCUACCUUGCCGUCGUCCUCGAGUACCUCGCUGCCGAGGUUUUGGAAUUGGCUGGAAACGCGGCUAGAGAUAACAAAAAGACGAGAGUCAUCCCGAGACACGUGCAGUUGGCGGUGAGGAACGACGAGGAGUUGGGAAGCUGCUUGGAUCAGUCACCAUCGCUAACAGCGGCGUGAUGCCCAACAUCCACAACAUGCUGCCGCCGACGAGUAGAUGCUCUGUUUUCAUUAAGAUAGAUGGGUUGGUGGGUUGGGUCUGGUCUGGUUUGGUUAGGUUUAGCUGACAUGGAGGGUUUAAAUGACAUGGCGGGUGGGGUCAGUCAAUUUUAGUUAAAAGGUGCUGAUUAGGCGAAUCCGUCAGCCACGUCAUCACUUAACGGACGCCGUUAACGACGGCAGCUAACGGAGAGUGACCAUAAAUGAACGGUUUUUGUAAAGUUAAUGACCAAAAAUGGAUUUAAAUAUUUCGAGUGACCAAACAUGAGCAUUUUUUGUAAUCUCGGUAACCAACAUGCAAUUAACCGAAAAGAAAAACUAUAUAGUUGAUCAUUUGGAGAAUGAAUAUUGUUCAAUCUCAUGACCAUACAUGGACCACCAACUAUGGACCAUGGUCCAACGAAUAUGAGUACGUAAUUAAUUAUUAUUAUAUUAAUGGAGGCAUGCAAUGUAAAUAUGUAAUCGACCCCAUCGUAUUUAGGCCGUGAAAUGUGGAAACUAAUGGGCUAUUAAGCAAGACAUUCAUCCCUGUAUUUGGAGCCGACAACCAAAAGAUGGUUUUGAAAACCAGUUUCAUCAUUAAUUAAGGGAUCCUGAGACAGCCUCUUUUUUUGCCUUGUUGUCUUUUUAGUUUGGACCCUUAACAUAACAACAAAUUACCUUUAAUCGUACAAUCACCUAGUUCUUAAUGGUUUCCUUAAUUAAGGUACUACACUUGAUUAUUCAUCGUCGCAUAAAAGCAAGGGCAUGGAGACAAAAGGGCCCGGCCACUGUAACAAAAUGUACCAUAUACUCUUGCGUGGUUUAGAUGGAGCAUUUUGGUUUUGUGAUAAUUUAAAGAUUGUAUUAAUUUUAGAAUAUGGCAUUUCAACUUGUGUGUGGGUUAUUGGAUUCUAAUUGGUUGGAUGAAUCAGUCACAAAAUAUUGUGGAAUUUCAUCACUCAACUGGAGAAAAGCCCCCACCCUAUGAGUUAUUCUAGUUAGCUAGUGGGUGUGAUGGCAUUUCCAAUAAUUCGGAAUGAGUUAAUUCAAACGAACAGCUCAUUUUAAUUUUACCAAACGAGAUAUUUAAACCCGAAUGACUCAAUGAAAAUACUUCAUCGAA